Messenger RNA from Bactrocera dorsalis (oriental fruit fly), 888 nucleotides. Its product is annotated as duodenase-1-like. NCBI's taxonomy places the organism in Eukaryota, Metazoa, Arthropoda, Insecta, Diptera, Tephritidae. Gene Ontology annotation, molecular function: serine-type endopeptidase activity. The transcript is spliced from 3 exons. Gene Ontology annotation, biological process: proteolysis. The record is from RefSeq and is a predicted model, not a curated record. The coding region runs from base 1 to 888 and encodes 295 amino acids.
AUGUGUUCAAUGAAAAAUAUUUUAGUGUCAAUAGUUUUGAUCAACAUUUUACAAUUGGAAACAUAUCUUUGUGCAAAAAACAAUAGCAAGAUCAUAAUGGAAGAUGCUAAAGAAAAAUAUAGAUUUUUGGUAACCGGCGGUUAUCGUCCCAAGAUAGAUAAUUUGGCAAAAUAUGUUGUCUCCAUACGAGAAAAAAAAUAUAAAAGGUUUUUUGGAGAUGAUCACUACUGUGCGGGCUCCAUAAUCUCACCCAAAGUUAUUCUGACGGCAGCUCAUUGUGUUUCGACAGCCCAAUAUGAUUUAUUGGUCGUAGCUGGAACUCCAAGGCGCUUGGUUGUUACUGAAAAAACACAAGCCUUAAAAGUUGAUAGAAUUAUAAUACACGCCGGCUACGAACCUCAGACUAAUCGAAAUGAUAUUGCUUUGUUAUUGUUGUUAAAAAAUAUAUAUGAAGACGGUGUUUCAGCACAGAGCAUUAGUCUGCAAACCAACAUAUUGCCUCCGUAUACAAAAUGCACCGUGCUUGGAUGGGGUCGCAUUUUUACCUCGGGUCCGAUGCCAGAUUUAAUAUUACACGCCGAUGUCUAUAUAAUGCCAACUGAAUUCUGUAUAGAGAGAACCUCUCGGUUUUAUUUUGGCAUGAUGUGUGCUGCCGAUGAGGAUGAUUUUGAACAAAAUGCAUGCCAUGGUGAUUCGGGUGGUCCGUUGAUAUGCAAUGGCAGUGUAACGGCUAUUGUAGCAUUUGGCUAUAGAUGUGGUACCCCCGUUUUUUAUACCAAUGUGACUUCGUAUCUUGAUUGGAUUCGUGAGAACAGUUUCAGUAAAUUGAGACAUGUAAAUUUUAUUUUGCUAGUUAUAUUACAAAUUUUCUUAAUGAAAGGUGUGUGA